Fusarium poae is the source of this 378-nucleotide messenger RNA. RefSeq lists its product as uncharacterized. The transcript has 2 exons. Bases 1 to 378 code for a protein of 125 amino acids. NCBI's taxonomy places the organism in Eukaryota, Fungi, Ascomycota, Sordariomycetes, Hypocreales, Nectriaceae. The record is from RefSeq and is a predicted model, not a curated record.
AUGCUCUUCACCACCUUCACCAAUGCAGCUCUCACAGCUUUCACCCUCCUAGCCGCUCCAGCCCUAGGAAGCCCCAUUGAAGUCGAAGUCCCUGGACUGGAGUCACACCUUCAGUCCCGGGCCAGCGACAUCCGAGUCAAGUUUUGGGAUAGUACCAGUUGCAAGACUUCCCGAUCCAACAAGUGGUACAACCGUGGACACUGUAUCAAGAGUCUUGACAAGAAAGAUGUUGCUGUCAGCAUGCAGGAAAAGAAGUCAGGCUGCUACAUGAUUAAAUUCAAGAAGCAGAACUGCCAGGGUACUUCUGUGCGAAAGAACAAUCUCCAUGAUUGUUUUGAUAUUGCCAGUGGUUGGGAGUCUUUGAAGUUUGUCUGUUAA